AUGCGACAUAGUGUUUAAUUAGAGAUGAACAAACCAUUAAAAUAUCCUUCUAAUGAUGUAUGUUGGCCCUCGUUCUAAUCAUGCAAUAUCAGCUCUUUAUCAAUUUGCAUUCAUCCUGAUAACAAUAAUCAUAUAUCGCUUAGUAAAUUUAGUGAUUUUGAAACUGAGAACACUCAUGUUCCAAAAAAUUUAGAAAAACUUUGUUCCUAUCACAAUCACAUUAAACAAUAUACUCAAAAAUCUUUUCUCCUUUACUAUGAAAAAUUUUGGUAUUCCAAAAUUAUUUCAUCCAACAUCAUUAGCCUUUCAAUCCUUAUUUUUAAUUUCUAUUUACCUUACUUUCAUUUUCAGAACUCUAUGUAAUUAGUUAAUUAUAAUUCUAGAGAAUCAAAUUCAUAAUAUUUUCCAAUUCUCCUAUUUCUAUUUAUUUUAGAAUUAUUCAUUCAAUCCAUUAAACUACUUACUUAAUUUCUAAAAGAGAAACCAUUCUCUUUUUAAUUACUCAAUAUUGUAAUCUUAAUUAUUUACAUACUUAAUCUCAAAAUAAAUGAUAUUUUUAUCUUUACUAUUUUAAACUUCCUUUUAUUCUCAAGAAAUUUUAAAAUUAUUUAAAAAAUGCUAAGUUUAAUCCUAUUUAUUAAUUAUUAGUAAUACAUUUAUUUUAUAAAAUAGGUAAAUUUAAAUUAUAAAAAUUAUUAUUGUUGUAUUUUUUUAGAUACAUUACUUUGCUUGCAUCUGGGGACUAGAAUUAAAAAAUAUCAAUUAAGAAGAUUUUAAUUACUCAGAGAAUUUCUACAAAUCUUUUUUAAUGCUUUUUUUUGAAAUUGAUCAAUUAGACAAUAAAAAUCAAUUAUUAAUAAUAACACAUUUAAUUACUAACAUAAUCAUAAUUAUAUUUGUAUUUACAAAUUAUUUUUAAUCACAAUAACAAAUUUACAAACAUGAAAUUACUUUUAAUAAUUUUAAGUUAUUCAUGAAAUCAAACAUGUUAGGAUUAAAAGUUAAACUUGUUCUAUAUCAUUAUUCAUUAUUAUUUUUAACAGUAGAAAAUUAAUUGAGUUUAGAUAAUGAUACAAAGAAAAAGAAGUUGUUAGAGUAUAUUAAAAUGAAUUUGAUAAAAUAGGAACUGAAACAUUUUAAUUUUCUAUCUUAAACUACAAUCAACGAAAUUAGUUAAAAAGGAGUAUUGAGCUAAAAUUCUAAAUAAAAAGUAAUUAAAUUAAUUAUGUAAAGUACUUUUCAACUGAGAUAAAUGGAUUAUUUAUUAUAAUUGCUGGAAAAGUAAAUAUAGAAUUUAUGGGAUUCAAUCUUAAUUUUGAUAAUCGAAAGAUCAUCAAUUAAUGUUUGAUAGAAAUGAUGAAUUCUGAGUCUUAAGAGAAAAUUAGAUUAAAAUAAGGUGAUACAAAUGACAUUUUGUACUUUUAUAUUAAUUACCAAGAAUUUAAUAAUUGUUUAAAAAAAUAGAUAGAGAAAGUAAUUGAUAAGUUAUAAAAAUUAGGAGAAAUUUUAAAUAUUAAGAGAGGAUAUUAUGUUUAAUAAUAAUACUGAGGGAUUGAAUAUUAAAUGCUAUUUUUGUAAUCUGUAUCAUUCAACAUUUAAUUGUGGAUGGCUAAAUGUUAAAAGAAGAUUCAAAUAUGAUACGAGUUAUUAAGAGAGAUGUGCAAAAUUUGUAAGAAGAAAAUGCAAAAAAGUAAAAGCAGGCAUCUAUUAAUAAGUAGUUAGUAAUUAAAAUUUUAGAUAACUAAUUAAGGAACAAGUAAUAAUUAGAUUUUUGAUAUAAGUUCAGAUAGUUUUGAAGCAUUUUCUGAUUAUUCAAGUGAUAAAUAAAGUAUAUCAAAUUAACAACAUCAUUUUGAUUAAAUAGGAAAAUAGAGUUCUAUCAUUUAAAUUCAUAAAGAUAUAUUAUAAAUAGAUAUGAUAUCUGAUAAAAUAACAGAUCCUAUAAUAAGUAGUACUUUGAUUAAGCAUUUGUAAGUACCAGAAACAGUAAUAAAACAUCAUGGAAAUACCUAAGCUGGAUUUUAGGAUUUGGAUUCGAUUAUUGAUAUUGAUAAAUUAUAGGAAUAUGAACAUUAUAAAGUAAGUUACAAUAUACAUAAUGUACUAAAGAUAAUAAAUAAAGAGGAAUCAUGA
Paramecium sonneborni is the source of this 2133-nucleotide messenger RNA. NCBI's taxonomy places the organism in Eukaryota, Ciliophora, Oligohymenophorea, Peniculida, Parameciidae. The record is from the annotation of a GenBank genome assembly.